This is a messenger RNA of Eruca vesicaria subsp. sativa (arugula), 1681 nucleotides long. Lineage: Eukaryota; Viridiplantae; Streptophyta; Magnoliopsida; Brassicales; Brassicaceae. The record is from the annotation of a GenBank genome assembly.
ACAAAAUAAAAGUUUUAUAAAAGACCACAUUUAAAUUCCAUCAAAAGUGAUACAUGGCCCUAUAAGCUAAAAGCCCUUUAAAAUAAAAAAACCCGCCACGUAUUAUCUUGUGGACCAAAAAAAACAGAAUCACAGUCUCUCUCUCGUCUUUUACUUUUAUCCUUUAGGGUUUUGAAGCAGAGGGGUUUCGCUUUCGCUUUCGCUCGAUUAUCUCGCCAAUGGCGAAACCAAGCCGUGGCCGUCGUUCUCCUUCCGUCUCCGGUUCCUCAUCUCGUUCCAGCUCUAGAUCUCGUUCCCGCUCCGGUUCGAGCCGGUCCAGGUCUCUUUCGCGCUCUUCUUCUUCAUCUCCUUCCCGGAGCGUCAGUUCAGGGAGUCGCAGCCCUCCUCGUCGUGGUAAAAGUUCUGCUGGUGCUGCUAAGCGAGGUCGCUCUCCACAGUCUAAAGGAGCCUCUUCACCUUCUAAGAAAGCUACACCUAUUCAGGAAUCACUUGUUCUCCAUGUUGAUUCUCUUAGCAGGAAUGUUAAUGAAGGCCAUCUGAAAGAGAUUUUUGGCAACUUUGGUGAAGUUGUUCAUGUAGAAAUUGCGAUGGAUCGAGCUGUUAAUCUUCCAAAAGGAUAUGCUUAUGUUGAGUUCAAAGCAAGAACUGAUGCUGAGAAAGCUCAGCUGUCUAUGGAUGGUGGCCAAAUUGAUGGGAAUUUUGUUAAAGCAAAGUUCACACUACCACCGCGUCAGAAAGUACCUCCACCCUCUAAACCUGUUUCCAGUGCACCUAAAAGAGAGGCUCCAAAAUCUGAUAACGCCAGUGCUGAAGUUGAGAAAGAUGAGCCCAAGCGCCCAAGAGAGACUUCCCCACACCGGAAAACAUCUCUUUCUCCAAGAAGGCGAUCACCACUGCCUAGGAGAGGCGCAUCACCAAGGAGAUUACCUGUUUCUUCUCCUCGUCGGAGGCCUAGCUCUCCCAUUCGCCGUCGUGGUGAUACACCACCUAGACGCAGGGCAGUAUCGCCAUCUAGAGGCCGUUCUCCAUCUUCUCCCCCUCCAAGACGACCUAGAUCUCCUCCAAGGGGGUCUCCUAGAAGAAUCCGUGGCAGUCCGGUUCGAAGACGGUCUCCUCCUCCUCUAAGGCGAAGGUCACCUCCAAGGAGGCUACGCAGUCCCCUCCGAAGAUCCCCUAUCCGCAGACGUAGCCGAUCCCCGAUUCGUAGGCCUGUUCGAUCUCGUUCAAGGUCCAUCUCACCCCGCAGGGGACGAGGUCCAGCUGGGAGACGUGGAAGGUCAUCUUCUUAUUCUAGUUCGCCAAGUCCCAGAAGGGUUCCUAGGAAGAUCUCAAGGAGCCGCAGUCCUAGGAAGCUUUCAAGAAGCCGCAGUCCUAAGAGGCCACUGAGAGGAAAAAGAAGCAGCAGUAACAGCAGCAGCAGCAGCUCACCGCCUCCUCGAAAAACAUAAUGUAAUAAACAAUAUUGAAGUCUUUUAGUCUGUAUUUCCCUUCAUCAUGUCUCCGCAGAAAUUUCACCAGUAAACAACUGAGAGUUGUGGCUAUAGUUUCUGAUGUUCAAAGAUGCUUUUUGUGAUUUUGAUUUCAGUAGUCUUAUUUUAUGAGUUGUGACGACAGACUCUUUGAUUUCAGUAUCCCCAUGAAAUGUAAUAAACGGAUGAACAUGAACGAUCUUGUUUAGGCC